UUCUGCGUCCUCCCGAUGUAUCAAACACCCGAAUACAUCACCGUAGAGGUCUCAGACCCAAGAAUCGUCACCGAUCCCGACAACCGACCCGUAUACACCACCUAUAAGAUAACUACCGAAGUACUGAGACCCUCGGGAAAAAACGACGAGCCCUUGACUCGUACUCCCAGUCACUAACACCCUUCGAAGUCGGCUCUGCCCAACUUCAAGAAAACCUCCACCGUGAGAAGAAGAUACAAUGACUUCGUCCAGCUCAGAGCGCACAUCGUGCGAGUCGUCUCGAAACGUUCCGGCUGUCUCGCCAUCGCAAAGCUCCCCACCAACGGCAUCAUGGCCAACCUCAAACUAGGCCGAUUCCACCCCCAGUUCAUUGAAGCACGCAAGCGAGGACUCGAAAAGUUCCUGAAUAGCAUAGCAAACCACCCAUGGAUACACAUCGACGAAGGGUUCAGGAGGUUCCUCCAAGAAGAAGACUUCGACUGCAGCACCCUCACCCUCCUCUCAAUAGAGGAGAGGCCCUCGGAAACCUGAACCCACGCCCUCCACGUACCCCACAAAUAAAACACGCGACCCGCACAACGCUAAGUCGCAUCGGCUCCACCAAAGACCGCGCCCUCUACCACCACCAAUACCCCCCCUCGACGCGUCUCCCUCUCCUCUUUCUGUAAUCAUUUUCAUACACACCACCACACACAGCUUCGCGCGCGUGUUCUCGCGAAACUCGCCCCCAACGCAGACCCCACCCGUCAAGAAACGCGACGCUCCUCCCUCCAACGGGCUCGGGCAACUGCGCUGCGGGGCGUCGGCGCUCUCCCGAACCCGUUUUCACCGGGACGCCGUCCGACGCGCUAGCCAAAAAAUUUUCACUCACCCGCGCCACUCGGCUGUGCAGUAAAGCAGGCCAGACCUAAAAUGGACACCCCUUCGCACGCAGCCACGAAACCGCCGCUCGAGUCUGUGAAUAGACCGUUUUUUUUUCUUUUUUUAGAAAUGCGCAUGCCAAAGCAUCGACCAAGAAAGGCGAAAAAAAAAAGCAUAUCUCUCAGCACCCAAAAAGUUUCAGCAUCGCCAUCCUCAAAUAUGUUCUCGAAGCAACCAACCAUCCACCCAGCUAACAACGAACUCACUCGCAAAGACCCAGAAGACAUCCAUGACAGGCAGAGCAAGCUCCACUCCCACAGCUACCCCGACACCCAAGUCGUCGAAAUAAAGGACUGGGAGCGCGUGGAAAUGCUCUACAACUCGCUCAUCACCUCGCGCGGCCGACACCUGCGAGUCAAGUGGAUCGACUACAUGUACGACGAAAUGAUGCGUCAAAACCUGCACAUAGAGGAUGAGGGAAGGAAAAUGCUCCCAAUACUAGAGCUGUCUCUCAAGGAAAACGACAAUCCACGAGUAGUCGAAGUAAUUUUGUACUGCUACUUGUCCAUGCUUGGGAAGUCUAACUACCUCUAUGACUCGUUGACAAACAUCUUCAUAGACAUCGCGCUGAACCGCCUCGAAUACUUGCCUCACCUGCUGGUCUCCAUGGCCUGCUACCAAGACAACAAGAGCAUCGAAUUCAUGCUGUCAAAGUACAUCAACCCCACCAUGGACGCCAUAUACGCCUCGCUGAGCUUUGACGAAGAGCUUCCGGAAGAAAACAAUGCCGACGACGAAGAGACCACCAACAAAACACGCGAAUCGCCUGAGGGAAAAGUCAACGAUACAAAACUGCUAAAAAUGAUCAACUUAAUGGAAGCUUGGCAGUUCUGCAUCACCUUCUGCGAACUGGAAAACAUACCGAACUAUAUAACACUCGCCUUCCCCACCUUCGUCGAACUCCUUGACUACCCGACUCCCAGUGUCCGCUGCGUCUCCGCCUCGUGCGUCGCGUCCAUCGCCGAAAUGCGACGCUACAAGCCAAUUCGGCCCGACAUUGAUCUAGAAGAUGCCUUAAAAAAGAUGAAGAAUGUGUUCUUCUCCUCCCAAGCAAUCUGGGACGACAAGUCUAAGGAAUCCAUGAAACGACUGAUCGAUUUCCUCGAAGAAAAGAUCUACCUUGUUGUCGUCUCCUUCAUCUCUCUUCUCCCCGCGAGCAAGACCGUGACAUCCAGGAAAACUGCCGCCAACAGAAACAAAAAAGGCUACCCCCUCACCGGGUACAGUGAGGCGUUCGUUCUAGAGUACAUUCACCGGUGCCUCAAGCACACCUUCUCCCUAUUCUGGGACCUAAACUGCAUGGGUAUCGAUGGGGACUUCACGAACGUCAUCCUUUCCAUCAUCGCCAGACAUCCCGCCUACGCCAGCUUCCACGAAUACAUCGACGGCUCCAGGGAAUACACCGGAAGGCACGAGUACUUCCUCGGCAAGGAACCACAGAAGAAAUUGCAGGAAAGAAACUACAACAGAAGAGCCGGGCUGCAAGACGACGACGACGAAUGAACGUAUAACGUGGAAUGAACGUAUAUAACGUGUUUUGUCCAUAAAAACUCUGUCUAUCGCCACUUCGCAAAUGCAAACCUUCUCUCCUCGGGAAGGAGAAGUCCCCUCCUCGAAAUCCACUCGCCUCGCGACGCCGUCUUACACCGUCGCGCGCCAUCCGAGGUAACGCGUGAGCGUCUGACGGCCUCCUCCAUAAAACCGGUACAAUUUUUUUGAUCGGUGCACUUUUUGUGCAAAACUGUCACGUAUUUACUCGAAGUUUGAGAACGCGGGCAUCUCGCUCUCCACGGCCUGAAUCGCCGACUCCAUGAUUUGCCGGCCCUUCGAGGCGUUGUAGCUAAAUUUGCUCAAUAAUACGUUCUCGAUGAUCGAGGCGACGCCGCUGACCGCCGACUCAAAUUUCGCUGUUUGAUGCAAAUUCGUCCUGUGACGCACACGUCGCACAAAAAAAAUCGUUAGACAGAUCUGAGACUUAGAGCAGUGCGCGCAUGAAUCCCUCCUCGGCUACGCACCAAUUAGGAUUCUCGGCAUUCGGCGUGUAAAUGCACGUCUCUUCUGUCUUCACGACUUUAUCAAAAGUCACGUUGCGCGCCUUGAGAACCAUUUUCUUGUUGAUAGGGUCAACUGAACCUCUUGUGUCAGUGAUGAAAAAAUCACCCCACCGGCCGCGGCUACUAGUCCCUUCGUGCACGACGCACCUCUGGCCUCCUCCACAAAGAUUAUCGGCGUUUGCUUGAACAGCUGAAGAGCACUUCGCGUUAGAGACAUGUACACACACAUCUAGGGCCAGAAAAAAAAGCCCCGUCGAUUCCGGCCGACGUACGGGGCGAACCCAAAUUGGAACCGCGCUCUCAUAGACCAAGACCCUGGUCGUAGUGAGGCAGCCGGUAACAGGAUCAAUUUCCUUGUUCACCAGAUCCACGCUGAGUAUUUCAGGACACUUUGGAUUGGGAUACUUUUUCCAGCUAGCGAGGAACACGUCUCGCCAGUGAUGUCUGCGAAAGGAACGGGACGGGACAUGUUAGUGAGGUUCCUCACUGUCUAGAGCGACAGACGGGUCUAAUUCAGAGGCGCAUCAGUUGAGGACGGAAAUGCAAAUGCUCGAGAAAAAAGUAAUGGUCGACGACUUCGAAAAGUAAAUUCGGCUGCUGCCGACAUACUUGAAAACGUGUGUGAUCUCUACAGAGUUGGACAUAGGGUCAAUGAUACUUCUGUAUCAAAAAAAAAAACUCACCAGGUGCAUGAAGAUAUAAAAAAAUAAAUUGUGCGAGAUUCGUGAUGCGAACGUGAGAGGAGGCCAUCGCCACGCUCUUCUGAGGAGUCCAACAUGCAAAGAAAAAGACCUGGCGUCUUCUUAUGGUCUGUUUA
Molecule: messenger RNA, 3792 nt
Organism: Schistocerca gregaria
Lineage: Eukaryota; Metazoa; Arthropoda; Insecta; Orthoptera; Acrididae
Exons: 3
Coding region: 913-2424 (503 amino acids)
Source: RefSeq, a predicted model, not a curated record